Sceloporus undulatus (fence lizard) is the source of this 669-nucleotide messenger RNA. RefSeq names its product riboflavin kinase (gene RFK). Gene Ontology annotation, cellular component: mitochondrion. Bases 146 to 616 code for a protein of 156 amino acids. The record is from RefSeq and is a predicted model, not a curated record. The transcript has 4 exons. Lineage: Eukaryota; Metazoa; Chordata; Lepidosauria; Squamata; Phrynosomatidae. Gene Ontology annotation, molecular function: riboflavin kinase activity. Gene Ontology annotation, biological process: riboflavin biosynthetic process; FMN biosynthetic process.
UCUAACUGAGCGCGUGAGGGGGUUAGUUGCGCGCGCAUCGUGCGUGGCGGCGGGGGCUGGUUGCCUCGAGGGUUUUCUGGCCAUUUCGCCUCCUGAUCUUCAGGCGAGCAGACGUGCCUCCUUUGCUGUCCUGCGCCUUCCUACCAUGAAGCACCUGCCCUACUUCUGCCGGGGGGAGGUGGUCAGGGGCUUCGGCCGGGGCUCCAAGGAGCUGGGCAUCCCCACCGCUAACUUUUCUGAGGAGGUGGUUGAUAGCUUCCCAUCUGAUAUCGCUACUGGCAUUUACUAUGGAUGGGCGUGUGUUGGAAAUGGAGAUGUUCAUAAAAUGGUAUUGAGUAUAGGCUGGAAUCCAUAUUACAAGAAUGUUAAGAAAUCUGUGGAAACACACAUCAUUCACACAUUCAAUGAAGACUUCUAUGGAGAAAUACUUAGUAUAAUCAUUGUUGGAUAUAUACGACCAGAAAAAAACUUUGAUUCUUUAGAUGCACUCAUAGCAGCUAUUAAAGGUGACAUUGAAGAAGCUGAGAAAACCCUAGAAUUGCCAGAACAUCAGAAACUAAAAGAUCACAACUUUUUUCAGAUGAAUAAUGUUAACAGUGUGGCUAAUGGCCAUUGAGUGAUGUCAAUACUUCAAUUUUUACCUGCUGUUAAAAUUGCACUGACAUUUUA